CCUAGACACAGGGGGUUUAACAAAUAUUUCUAGGGCAAAUGGCAGAGAGCGUGGAGCAAAGGCGCGAGCGGCUGCGUGCGCUGCGCGAGGCUGUGGAGCUCGGCGGCGCUGGGGAUGAGGAUGCGCCUGGAGUGGAAGCCGCCGAUGGCGAUGGCGAGCAAGAGGUCGAUGCGAAUGGCAAAGAAAAUUUACAAGAGGAGAAAGCAGAUCUUCCCCCUAUAAGGUUUCGGAAUUAUUUGCCGCGCGACGAGGAGCUCCAAAAGCUGAAAAGAGAACCUCCUGUUCUUCCCAAAUUCGAGGAUCCCGUUGCCGUGCCUACUGAUACAAGCAAUGCAGAGGAUCCCAUGCUUAGCAUCGCUCCAAAGAAGGCCAACUGGGACUUGCGUAGAGACGCUACGAAGAAGCUGGAGAAACUGGAGAAACGAACAACGCGUGCUAUAAUCGAACUCAUGGCCGGAGAGAAAGAAAACCGGAAGAAACUAGGCUAUGAACAAGACUAAGCUUCUCUUCGCUUUUUUGUUCUCCUAGAAGGAACUGUAUUUGUACAACUCUGAAGGCUAAUCUCUUUUUUACUUCGACUACAAAAUUGAAUCACUGGGACUAGUUUUCUCAUCUUUUCUUGGAGCUGAGGUACAAGCAUACUCCGACUGCUGUCAACGAGGCCGACGCCGCCAAAAUCGCCUCAAGCUCCGUUCGAAGCCGCGAAGUGCUAGCGUCGCUCUGCUCCAAGGUGUCCGUCAGCUCGACUAUUCUCUCCCUCAUUCGGGGCCUUUUUGUUAUCUCCGACUGCAAAGAGCUGGGUCUCGAGCUUUGAUAUCUGGAGCUGUUUCUGCUUGAGCGCUUCGACCACCCUGCACACGGAGUUCCUCAGGGUGGCGUAAUCCUUUUCAAGCGUAGUGCCACUUUUUUGAGCCUGACUUAUCUGCCCGACAAAGAGAGGAAGUGCCGUGGCCGCGAACUCUGGAUCACCACUGUUAUCACCAGCGUCAUCGGCUGCCAUGGUUCUCACGUCCUUGUUGAGCUUGGAGAGCAUUUCAGCGAGCUGGAGCUCCUGAGUUUCCAGCUCCUGGCACUGCUUCUGAGUCGAGGCCAGGGCGGUCUCAAGCUUUCUAUUGUGCUCCUUGACGACGUCGCCUUCUUCUCGCAACACGUCCAGCAUGCUGGUGGCGUUUAUGAUCUCCUGCUUUGCUGCUGCCACGGCCUCCGUUAACCUUUGCAGCUCUUCCUCGACGAUCUCCUUGGUGAACUCGGGAUGGAAGUGCUCGUCCCCGGUAGCAUGAACCUCGCUGGAACGUCCUCGGCUCUCUGCAAAACACUCGACAAGUCCCGGUUAUUCCGAUCCUUCUCGACAUGAAGCUGCUGCUUGAGCUGGUCCUGGACCUCAGAAGCCUUGAUGCUCACUACCUGAAAGCGCCCACCGAGCUGCUGGAUCUCCCGCUCCAGCGCCUCGUUCUUCAAGUCCAUGGUAUGCAACUCGUCCUCGAGCUCGUCAAUCUUGACAACGUAGUAGUGCCUCUCGGCGUGCAGCAUGGACAUCUCCUUCAUCAGCGACUCGUUGAGCUGCGAGAGAUUCGACGCCUCAUGGGUGGCGGAGAGCGCGGCGAGGACGACAUAUCUGACGAGAUGUAUCCUUCGUCGACAUAGAAACUUCCCUGUUGGCGAACCAUUGUGUCAGUCAUCUUGGCUAUCAUCGAGAGUUCUUACCACCGAGAUGAGUGCUUUGCGAGAGAGACAAGCCUCCGAGCAAAGCGAAGAGCCGGAUCGAAUGGAGGAAUCCUUGGAGAGGCUGAGAGAACUAAAGGGGAAGAGGGGAUUGAUCGAGGAGACGAGGCAGCCACAGUCCGAGCAAGGCGAAGAAAGCGAUAGAAGAAAUGGAGUCUUUUUGGAAGAGAACUCGCGGGGUGCCAUGCCAUGCCCACCCGUUCAUGCCUCCAAAAAAUUGAAUUCCACGUCAUUACCGCGUGGGGUUGACGUGGAGAUGACGCUACUGGC
This is a messenger RNA of Selaginella moellendorffii, 1992 nucleotides long. Its product is annotated as coiled-coil domain-containing protein 12. Gene Ontology annotation, cellular component: post-mRNA release spliceosomal complex; U2-type spliceosomal complex. The coding region runs from base 39 to 500 and encodes 153 amino acids. The transcript is spliced from 9 exons. The record is from RefSeq and is a predicted model, not a curated record. Lineage: Eukaryota; Viridiplantae; Streptophyta; Lycopodiopsida; Selaginellales; Selaginellaceae.